Molecule: messenger RNA, 3444 nt
Organism: Uranotaenia lowii
Lineage: Eukaryota; Metazoa; Arthropoda; Insecta; Diptera; Culicidae
Exons: 6
Coding region: 2232-2921 (229 amino acids)
Source: RefSeq, a predicted model, not a curated record
AGCAACGCGUUCGGAGUGAAAAUUUUUCUUCUCUCGGAAAAACAGUACCGGCAAAUUCUUAAAGUCGAGUUUGAGUAUCGGUUGAAUAUUUCGUCGAAAUUUAUCCUAUGGUGUUUCAAUGAGUUCAACGGUUUAAGCACAAGUGGUUAAUGGAUUAAAAGAGGAGUCAACUUCCAAGUUAGAUUUUUCUUAACAUUAUCCUUCAAAGCUUUCGCCGAGUGAUCAAAGGUUUCCCAACGGAUUUCUAUUUUUAAAACACGCUAGAAGAUGCACCACAUUGGGUGGGAGAGAAAAAUGAGAAAGUGAUUAGCACGGUUCGUUCGGUUUUGUGUUGUGUUAAGCAUAUUUCAUUAACACCCCAUGGCGAAUGGGAAAAAGUUCACUGAAGCAUAGCUACAUAGUUGUUAUUCCUAUCGGUUUGCUGUCGAUUUUGUCGACGAGCUGGGUGAUCCAUCGACGACUUGAGGAGGCCCAGCAAGGGUUGAAGUUCAUCGACAACAGCUAGAAAGAAAAAAAAAUGGGAAGAAAUAAGAACAACAAAAUUUGCGAAAAAAGGAUCAGAUCCGGUUCGAGAUGAAAGUGUUCGUUAAAUCCUUGCCCGGUAUCCCUACUCGUUAGCUGAAGUGUGGUGUAUCGCCGUUGCCUUUCUUGGAAGAAAAAGUCCCAACCAAGGAUGAUGGUUCCAAUUUAAAUCGAGUGCCAAGUAGCUGUGUGGCUUCUCCAUUCCAAGGAUUCGCGCUAAAAAGUUAAGCACAAGGAAUCAAAGAAAAGAUUGCUACCCACAGAUAUCUUGUCAGCUGCAAAACUGGGUAUCGGGGGAAAAGAAUCACAAAAAGAUCCUUAUCGAGUGCGGUCAUCUUUUCUGCUGUCGGAAGCAGCUGUUUGCGCAAAUUGCUGAGAAUCCUUCAGGAGGUCAGUGUGUCUAGCUCGGGACAGAGCACUUCAUCCGCUCCAAUUGUGGUUGGGCGAAUCAAUCAUCUCCUUUGAAAUUGACAAGGAUUCGCUGAAGCAGGAGGGAUGUACUUGAUGCCAAACGAGUGCUAAAGAGUGCAACGUCUGUGUUCCAAUGGAAAAUCUCGGAUGAUAACGAUACUGGGAGAGGGUUGAUUUUUGGGUUCAGUGUGGUCUACUGUGAACGGAUGAAUAAACGGAACGGAGCUAAACCUGAACGAGAAUUGUAAAACAACCGCAAAGCUCAAUGCAGUAUCAAUUCAGUGUGGUUAACCUGUGGUGACAUGACAAGCAAUUGGAAUUUUAUUAAACCCACAGUCCAACUUUGAUUGCCAGGAACCCGAUAAUCACCGGAAAAUUUCAGAACAAAUGCACGGGACAAUCAAUCGAGCAACAACAGAUGAUCAAAGUGAUAACUUUUUGCCAAAUAAUUUGCCUAAUGUAAUCGAAACAGGAUUUGUUUCAAUUGGCAAAUUGAUACGUUUAUUAAAUUGGUUUCCGAUAACGGAUGGUUGAUAAACGCUAAUAGAUGGAACCAUAUUGGUUGUGAUGAUGGUGUACUGAACUGUAGCAGAACGGAAAGAUUUAUCCGCGUUUUCAAUCAACUGAUGAUAACCGUGGAGCAGAAGUAUAGUAGAUUUGUGUAACAAUUGAGAAUCUAAUUAAACCGGUUUCAUUAGCGCUGGCAACAAUCACUGUGAUAGGCGUCGUCGCUUAAUUGGAUUUACGGCAGUUUGGAUGAUGAUGAUGAUAGGCUUCCGCGACGCCCCGGAUAUCCUGUCGGCUCUUUUGUAGAGACGCCGAGCGACAGGCACGGAUCAUAAAUUAUUACCACACUGCCGAAACGAAUAUCGAAAGCAUUAUGCAAAUGUAUAAAUCAUCGAAUUAACAUCCGAACCGCGUCAGCCACAACAAAUCCAGACGUCUAGCGGUGUGGCGAAACGCUUUUCGGCAAGCAAUUGCCACCUUUCCCAGUCAAAUCAAGGGGUGGAAGUUUAGGAACUGCCUCCUCGACUCUACGGGGGAUCGUCAGGUGGAGCAACAUAAAUCCUGUUUUUGAACCACGUGCCAAACACCGGUUUACACCUGGGGGGAGGUCGAAUCGUAAUUCAAAUUUCUGGUAGCUCCAAAACCAGAAGCAGCAACAGCCAGUCAGCAGUGGAACAUUCCACUGGAAAAACUGUUGGGUGUGAACCAAAACGAGCCCACCCAUUCAUACGAGUAAGACACACAAAACCCGACAAAAACAAACACAACAUCAAAAACUCCCUCCCCUAAAAAUGGAUGGCCGCAAACGAAGGCGACAGUUUGGCGAUGGCGGGCCCUGCCAUUGCCUCCGGCCGCUGAUCAGGAUUUGGGGAAUCGUUACAGCAAUUGUCAUCAGCGGAGUCGGAAUCGACAUCAUGGUGCACGGAUAUGCUGCCGGUGUAUACAUAAUAAUUGCCUCGGCCGUCAUAUUUUUACUCGAAAUCAAGUGGCUGAUAACACUUUUGAUCCAUUUGUUGUGCACCAGUCACUACAGCAGCGAUUCGCCAGUCCCCGGUUCAUCCUGUUGCCCAUCCGCCAGCUGUCGAUGGUGUUGGAAGCUGUGCCGAUUUUGCGGCAGCUGGCGACUUGCUUUUCCGUACGUGGCCUUAGGGGUGGCACUCAUCAUUUGGCCCCAUCGAUUGUGGCUGAGCCACGUGGCCGGUGGACAGCUGAUAGCGUUAGCCGCGUUCCGACUGGCCCUGGUGUGCCAGUUCCGGUAUCGAGGCCGGGACGAGGAGCUGCUGAGUCAGCUUGACGAACACAUGGAUAAGUACGACAACCUUUCUGACGUUCUAGUAGACGAUUCAAUGCCACGGCCCGGCCAAAGUCUAGAAGACGAAGAUCCGGCGACGGGUGAAAAUGAUCCUGACGAUGAUGAUGACGACGACGACGAAGUAGAUGAUGUUGAAUACGUCGCAAACGGCAUUCGAGGGAAAACUUGACAGGACCAGAAGCUUUCCAGACAGCAGUCCCCAAGAUCCCCUCCAGAAGCCGCCAAUGAGCGGAAGUUGCCCCAUCAGAAGAUAACAGCCAAUGGAAAGCUUCCAGCACCCAGCACAAAAUCAUCCUCAACAACCGCAACAACACCACAAGUAACGACAAUAACGACCAAAGAAAAACCAAAAUGUGUGCCAAUUCGAAAUGGCAAAGCGAAAACGAUUAGGAGAAACAACAUGAACCAAAGCUAUGAGAUGCUGGAAAAUGAUUGCGAGUGUGAUAUCAUCAAAUAGAAAUAGCUCACAGGGGGGUGAAUUGAUACCCCCGAAAAUUAAAGUAGAUUAAAAUUUGAAGAGAAAACCUGAGAUCGGAAGAAGGGAUAUUAAAAUAUAUGCAUAAUUUGUUAAUAUGUAAAUAGAAAUGAAAAUGUAAAUAAAGAGCACGUUAAUAGAGAAACCUUUUGAGUUCGAAUGAAAAGGUAAUUUACAUUUUGUUUGUUAUCCACGUUUUGAUCGGAACAAUAAUAAA